AGGGAAGAGGGACUGCGGGCCUUGUUGAGUAAACUGCAAUUCGCCAACCAUCGCCGCCUCAGGGUUCAAUCUCGCUCCUCCGCCCAGAUUCUCUGCUACUGCUACGAAAAGCAUAGCCGGAUAUUUGUGGGUUUUGAGAAUUAGUCUGAGUCUUGCGACAUAGCGGCGUCAUUGGGACCUUUGGAGCUCCGCAGCAGCAGUGCCUCUGCUCAGUGGAUAUGGCGUCCCCUAUAGCUCCCGCUCUCCACUACUCGGCAUCGUGGGCUGCGUCUACCUUGCCGUCUUUGCGAGGCGGCGUAAGCGCGCAUGAGAGCUUAUCAUUGAAGCGCACACAAUGGCACGUUUCGCUGCCUCACGUCGUGGGAUGCCAAGCUUUUACGCCCGCUGGAAAUAGUGAUCGGGAAUGUGGGAGUUUUGGAAAGGACUUGGGUCCCACGACAAGUAUAACUUUGUCAGGUGCCAGUCUUAGAGAACGGCCCCAAUUUGGCAAGUUUCAGGCACAGACCACAACAGCAUCAGGCAGUGGUUUGCCGCAGGAACAGGAUGACGACACAACUAACCUACACAAACCUGAUGGAAAUCGGAGUGAGCCUGAUGAUCAAGGUCACAGCGCUCUACUUCAAUCUCCAGACCAAAAAACUGCCCUAGGCACCAUGUCGGGAGGUAGUUCGAAAAUUAAUGUUAUGGGUUCGUUGGAAGUUGAGCCACAGCUCAAGGAGAUUGACGACCUCGUGAAAUCCAUGCGGGGAAUCUUGUUCAAAGCUGAAUACGGACUUGGAGAAAGAUUAUCUGACGAAGAUGAUAAGGCGGUUAGGGCUGUGCUUGCUUAUCACCCGAUGUAUAAAAAGAAAGUUGGAUGUGGUGUUGAUUAUAUCAAGGUAGAUCUAGCUCCAGGUUUUCAAGAUGUGAAGUGCUUUUGGUUGGUUAGAACGGACGGAAGUGAGAUCGAUUUCUCUUUCCACAAAUGCCUCAAAAUGAAAGUCUUGAGAGAAUUUCCAUCCUAUAUUGACAGAUAUGAUGCUUUGUACUGCUUUAUGCAUACAAGACAAUGGUAUCCAGCAAUGGUAUCCAGGAACAAUCAAAUGUGAUCGUUUUGCUCCAUAUUUCCAGUGCGACUGUCAGCUGCUUUGAGCAAUUCCAUUGAAUAUCACCGCAUCUCUCUGAAGAACCAUAUUCAGCUUCUGCAAUGCAGUGAGAUUCUUUUUUUCACACAUCAGAUUGUAGAUGAGGAUUUUUCUAUAUGGUAAGCAGCUCGAAAAGCUGCUUCUGCAACAUCGAUUGUUGCAACAGCCAAUGAUUCAGAACACAAGAUAUUUUUGUAGAAGUAUCGGUUCGGAGAAUGUGGAGAUUUGUUAAAAAGCGUAAGGAUAGAAGAGGUACUGCAAUAUGUGUAGGAUAAGUACCUACAGGCUUUUAAAAGGUACAUGUUUUCAUAUUAUAUCUGAUCAUAAUGUAGAUGAUAAUCAUAUAUUUGCAUGUUUACUAAUAUUCAUUGAUAAUACAAUUCACCAAAUGUUUACGAAGAAUGAAAAAAUUACAAAA
Physcomitrium patens is the source of this 1542-nucleotide messenger RNA. RefSeq lists its product as uncharacterized. Gene Ontology annotation, biological process: chloroplast rRNA processing; chloroplast organization. Gene Ontology annotation, cellular component: chloroplast. NCBI's taxonomy places the organism in Eukaryota, Viridiplantae, Streptophyta, Bryopsida, Funariales, Funariaceae. The record is from RefSeq and is a predicted model, not a curated record.